Harpegnathos saltator (Jerdon's jumping ant) is the source of this 5550-nucleotide messenger RNA. RefSeq names its product Adipokinetic hormone receptor. Gene Ontology annotation, biological process: G protein-coupled receptor signaling pathway; cellular response to hormone stimulus. Gene Ontology annotation, cellular component: plasma membrane. The coding region runs from base 1601 to 2827 and encodes 408 amino acids. The transcript has 9 exons. Lineage: Eukaryota; Metazoa; Arthropoda; Insecta; Hymenoptera; Formicidae. Gene Ontology annotation, molecular function: peptide binding; adipokinetic hormone receptor activity; vasopressin receptor activity. The record is from RefSeq and is a predicted model, not a curated record.
UAGCAUUAAUCAAGUUUUAUUGCUCGACAAAUUGCGGUACGCAUCGAUACGUCGAUACGCGCGCGCGGGGGAGAGAUAAUUCUUUUAAUUGAAUCGUAUCGACAACCCUCUGUGCGGCAGCAGCGUCCGCAAUGUUACGUCACGCGGAAUGUUGUUGCAGAAGCAACAAACAGCUCUGUUUACAGCUCUCGCUUCUUCUCGGCGCAAGUGGCGCCUUCCGAUUGACAGAUUCGACGCGCAUAAACGCCGACAGAGCUAACAAUUCUAAUCUAAUCUAGGCCUCAAGGCUGGAAACUAUCGACAGUUGUGCGACAGUUAUUCUUUUUCUUUUCCGUUGAAGAGAAUAAUUGCGCAAACACGCGUACGAUUGACUGAAUUCGAGGCUGAAAUCGGGGUUUGGCGUCGCAGCACCGAUUCGCGCGCGCUCGCGAUCGCGAUAUCGUGUGCGAGAAUAAUGAGAAUCCAGAUAAGGAAUCGCGACAGUUAUUGACGCCCAUCGGAGCAAAUCAUUUUCUCUUGACAUACAUACAGAAAUCUCUCUUUCUCAUUGGUACCACAACGCGGUACAUCCGGCGUCGCGAUCGAUUUCUGGGAUUAAUUCCACCAUCAACUCAGCCGGCAGUUCUCGUUCGCCAUUCAAGAGAACGCGGAAAUAGUACAAUAGUUCAACAAGGUUAUUCAGCACGAUAUUCCAAAAUAAUAAUCAAAACAGAUAACAGUGUUGAAGUAUAUAUAGCACGAGAGCACUCGGCGGUAAUUUUACAAUUACUUCUGAGGGAUUUCUCCCCCCCCCCCUCCCCUCCCACACGUUUAUUUAUUAGUCGGGCGACAUAUACAAAAUGCCGGGCGAGCCGAGUCCGAUCGUGCAAAACGGGCCUCCGUUCGUAUCGCACGAUCCCGAAAAAUUACUUUCAACUGCGCUCGAAACAAAGUUCCAUCGCUCCGUCGGACAGCAGAUAAUUCGAAGCAACGGAUAAUUAAAAGCAGAGUUUCAUUAAUAUGAUAUCUUUACGUGUUUCCCCGAUGCACUUUGCACCUCGGGGCCGAAGUUUAGUUCCGUGCUUCUGUGUGGCGCAUGUCUGGCACAUGAUGUCAGACGGAUUUGGUACUUUGAACGCGAUCCUCGCUGAUAUUUUAACGCUAAGUUUCGCGCAGCGGUGCGCGGAACAAAGAGAGAGAGAGAGAGAGAGAGAGAGAGAGAAAGAGAUAGGAGGCUCGUGUAAUCUCGUGUUUUUUCUCGUUCUUUUCUUCUUUUUUUCUUCUCGUUUUCCUUUUCACUUUCGCGUUACACCACCGACGAAAACAGCCGGAGGAACUUUGGCCGACCCAAGUAAAAGCAUCAAAAGACCAGGGCUAAUUCGAGCUUCAACACCUACGACGCUCUCGGACCUGCGCUGAAUGGACGAGAGCUUCGUCAGGUCGGCGGAAAGUGAAGUAAACUGAAUCAGUAUUGCGAUACACCCCGUGCGACGAGGGUGGCUCGUCGUGCCGAUGCUGACGGCGCGCGAACAGGCGGACGAAACAAUUGCGAAGAGCCUCGGCGAAUGUCGCUUUGAAAUAUACUCCUUUCAGAUGAAGUAAUAAUACGACCGUCGACGUCAUGGAGCAGACAUUGGGGUUAAAUGAAACUGAAGUGGGAAUCAGGUGCAACGACAUGGACAUGCCGAUGGACAUGCGCUUCAACGACGGUCAUAUGGUGAAAAUAAUUACUUACAGCAUCCUGAUGGUGAUAUCGGCGACUGGAAAUAUCGCCGUGCUGACAAUGACCGUAAUACGAAAACGAAAAUCCAAAUCUCGGAUAAACACUCUGGUGAUGCAUCUGGCGAUAGCUGACCUCUUCGUGACAUUUCUGAUGAUGCCGUUCGAAAUCGGAUGGUCGAUUACGGUGUCGUGGGAAGCGGGGGACGCAAUGUGCCGUAUAAUGUCCUUCUUCAGGGUAUUCGGCCUCUAUCUGUCAUCUUUCGUAAUUGUCUGCAUAAGUAUAGACAGAUAUUACGCGGUAAUGCGGCCACUCCAGAUGUUGGAAAUUCACAGAAGAGGCAAGAUAAAUCUGAUGUUCGCGUGGCUGGGCUCCGUAUUGUGUUCCUUGCCGCAGAUGCUGGUGUUUCAUCUGGAAGCACAUCCGAAAUACACUUGUUACAAGCAGUGUAUUACAUUCAACACCUUCCCGUCGAAGAUGCACGAACUCUCGUACUCUUUGUUCGUAAUGAUGACGAUGUUCUGGUUCCCUCUGAUCGUGAUAUUUUACACCUACAUCAGCAUAUUCGUGGAGAUCUGCCGUAGAUCCAGAGAAGACAGGAUACGUCGUUCAUCGAUCGCCUUUCUCAGUCGGGCGCGAGUGCGCACCUUAAAAAUGACGAUAACCAUUAUCGCCGUUUUCAUUAUCUGCUGGACUCCUUACUACGUAAUGAGCAUCUGGUACUGGGCCGACCAGGCGUCAGCCCGGGAAGUUGACGUGCGCAUUCAGAAGGCUCUCUUUUUGUUCGCAUGCACAAACUCCUGCAUAAACCCCAUGAUCUACGGCAUCUUCAAUAUACGCCAGAAAAGCAAGACGAAUCUUCAAUCCUACCUUCCUCUGAUGCCCAUCAAUGCAACCGUAGAACUUCCGGUUGUCGCGCACGCCAGAGAUUCCAUCUUUACCGUUUUCUUAAUAGCCUUGCCGAUUCUCUUUAAUUCCCCAACUUCACAUAACAGACGCUCGUCGCACGAUCACGGCGCCGGAGCGAGCAGCCACCAUCGAAACCAAAAUCACGCCGCUGUCCCUGUCGAUCAGGCUUCUCGAUUGACGAUCAACACGACGUUAGCCAGGUCGAACGGAUGCAUUUAGACGAGCGAGCCAACGUGUAGACGUAGACGCGAUACCUCGCAUCUGCAUCUUUCCUGCAGACAUGACUCUCUCUCUCUCUCUCUCUCUCACUCUCUCUCUCUCUCUCUCUCUCUCUCUCUCGCAAAGAUCAGCGUAAUACGUUACGUUAUACAAAGACCGUGGCUUUGCAGAUGCGAGGUACCGCGCUCAUACCGUCCAAAUGCAAUGCAAUUCUGUGUGCGGCGUCGUGCGCACACAGGGCCAAUCGAAAAGUUCCUUGCUUUAUUCCGACACGAAGGACGCCAGACUGAUAAUGUUACGAAUAGUGUUGUGCUGAAAAGCGGCUGUGACCGAUCGAGCUACGUUCGAGACGACGGAAGAAAGAUCUCGACGAUUCUCCCGAAAAUUCGCAAAGUUCGGCUUCGAAGAGACGCGCGACGUGUGUUUCCUUCGAUCAAUCAUUCUCUCGCUCAUCUUUAGACAUAUUUAUUUUGAAAUAGCUGAGAAACUGGACUAGUUACGCGCGAGUUACUCUACGCGUCUUUUUCUUUUUUUUUUACAGCUGUGCGCAAUUAGCUCUCGAGCGAUCGAGACUCGUUCGAGAUUGAAACCACGAUCCGACGUCGAGGUCGGGAUCGCGUUUGCUAUGCGAAUGCAAGUUUCGUCGCGCGUUUGCGUUCCUUUUGCCAUAACUUUGCGCGACUUUGCGCGACAUGAUUGUACAAAUAAGUUACGUAAGCUCUGUACACACAUACAUAUAUAAGUGUAUAUAUAUAUAUAUUUUAUAAUUGUAUCUCGGAAGGACCACGAGAAAGCUCUCGCAUCCUCGUCUCGCCCUGUGUAUUACGUACAAUUGUCAUUACUUAAAAAAUUUCGUACACAUAAUAAACGUUUGUAGGAUUGAUUUUAAUGCAAAUAAAUAAUAAAACGAUAAAUGUCGGUUCACGAGAGAUGAGCACGUAAUACGCGCAGGCUAUUGUUCACGAUAGCAAUGCGAUCAGCAGCAACGUAAUAAUAUAUUUCGGUACACAAGAGGUAAAGGCUCGUCAUUACGAACGUUCUUCCCAGAAUCGACAACGUUUCCGCGCGCGACCGUGCCGACUCAGUUUCAAUUGAAUCGAACGCCGGCCGCGUGACGCCGCGUUGAGUCGGUCGCACGUCACGAGCUAGUUUAUACGCAUGCACGCAUCGAACUCAGCCGCGCGGUGUCAUCUUAAUGUCGCUUAAUUAGGAUGGAAAAAUGAUUCGCGCACGAUCGCGCGAGCAUCCCGGUCGCAGCAUCACACGUCGACACGGCUGUAGCGUAGUAACGUAGAAAAACGUGGCCGGUCGGGCGAUGACGACGGCGGACGAAAUGGGUCCUUUCGUUACGUGCGUUUGCAAGCAUGAUGCGCAAGAGAAAGCAGGCGUGGACGAGAGAAAUGGACGGGAGAGAGAACGUAUCGGAGCACUUCGCCAGGAAAAAACAAUCGACCAGGUGCCGACGUGCGAUCCGACGUGUGUUCCGAUCCGCGAUCUCGCCGCUCGAAUUUACGAAAACGAGUCCCUGCGAAAUUCAUUUCAAUUCGCACCGCGGGCGAUUUACGGAGGGAGGCUCCGUCGCGCUGAAUGAUGCUCGCGCGCGCGCGCGCGCGUCUGGCCUCUCCCAUUUCCUCCAUGCCGUUUCUCAAGGCACGUCGUGCAUUAUCGUAAAAAGGAAACCAGGCUUCGCGCAGCUUCGAAACUGUAGUGUGGAUGUGUAGGUGGGACCACUUCCCACACACACACACACAGUUACUGGCGUAACUGGCACACCAGCCAAGCAUUUUUACAUACCUGUUGCAAGGUAUAUAUCGCAUCGAAAGAACAAAAUACGCCGCUAUAUCGGAUACGAGGCCCUCGGGAUGACGAGCAGCCGGCUAGCCCCGCGAUCGCGAAUCCCAAGGAUUAUCGGAUAAGCGAGGAGACACACACACAUACACGCGGAACGGCUUAGGCGAGCAGCAGGCAGGGCGAGAGAGAAGCCGCUGUUUAUUUAGAGUUUCCUGCUUUCUUACCUUGCCGACGACAGUUUUACGCCCCGAAAUAACAGCGAAAUAACAGCCGGACGCUGAUGAUGGGUGGCGAAUGACUGUAUUUCACGCUAAUCGGAUUUCCCACCACGGGAGAUCUCUCCCGUGUCACCGUAGAAGGAAGCGAUUAAUUUAUAUUGGCGCCGCUUAGCGACGCGCCUUUCCGCUGUGACUAUUCCGUAUCGUAGGAAACGGCGCGUGGGCGCGCGUGUGCGCGCAACAGCGCUUCUACAGAACAGCGAGGCAUGUAAUACGUAAAGUGGGGCCAAACGACAACACGACGAUAUCGAAGUAUCGCUCACACUGGCUGUUUCCGCUCGCGUUUAUCGCUGAUCAAUCGCUGAUCACCGAUUGAUCAUUUAAAUUAAUCGGCCCCCGCCGAUUCUCUCGUCGCUCUCCACUUCGCUCUUCUCCCGACGCGGCUGAAUGAUGUGCGCGACGCGUGAAACCGCCCAAUUUACCGCCGUAAGAUUCCAAUUGAUCACGUGGUACACGUUCCUCCGCUCGGCGGAACGUGCAUCAACAGGUAGUGGCACGCACUAUUUGAAAUCUCACUCGUAAAGCCGUCGUGGGCGACGUAUAAAGUCACGGGCGAUCCGCGUCCGCGCUUCAGUCGGCGGACGAGGCUCUCUCGUAUUCUCUCUCUCGUGCGCGCGCGCGCGCGCUCACGUCCGUCGUAAAUCGUCACCAUCA